ACAAAAUAAAGUUGUCUUCCCAUAAAAAAUUUCAGAAAAUACAUGGGCAUUUACAUUUUGUCUGGUUUAUGAACUGGAUUUAAUGUCGACUUGGGGUCCGGAGAGAGAGAGAAACAGAGCUGUGCUGCAUGUCUGACCUGACUUCCUUUUGCUUCCCCUGGUGUGUAAGGUCUUUGACUCUGCAAUAUUUUCUUCCUCCUCAUUGUUUCUGCAGCUGUUAGUGCCCGAGGUACAGAUCCCGGAUCUUAGUUUCUUCUCUUUAGAUCUUUACUUUCUUUCUGUAGUAUAUGGCUUUUCUCUUGUGAAGAUUUUACUGGAACAUGAAGUUCUCUCGUUGAGUUUUGGGGGAAAAUGCGGAGGAACGGGAUUUUGAGUUACUUAUCUGGAUCUCUAAUGGCUUUGUGUUGAAGAUAUGGAGACUUGCAGGGCGAUGGCUUUCUUGCUGGAUGCCUGAUGUUAGCAGAUUGGGUCUCUUCUUUAGCUGGAUGUGUGUUUUCUUUUACCCAUGCGUGCAACCAUUUCUCAAUAGUAUUCUAUUACCGUUUGGAGGACGCCUGGGUGCAGAAAGGAGUCGUGUGGUAUCGAGCAUAAAAACUGUUUAUCCAAGAUUUAUGAUUGUUUGGGGCUUUGUUGAGUUGGGAUUUCUUAAGAAAUUUGUUGGAAGCUUUUGCCAGCGCUAAGAUUUUACUUGAAUUUUAUGUACCAGGGAAUUAUGAUAUGUUUGCUUAAUGAGGUUGUUGAAAAUAAGCCAUAUUUACUUCAGAAGCUGAUUAUGAUUUAUUGAAAGAUUUUUCUGGAGAAGAAAGAAAAUUAUCAUACUUCUGGAACUGAUUGAACAAUAUACUCGGUUAAAUGUCGUUCCGUAGCAUAGUUCGUGAUGUAAGGGAUGGUUUCGGGAGCUUAUCGAGACGGAGUUUUGAUGUCAGGCUGUCUGGCCAUCAUAGGGGAAAGUCUCAUGGUUCAUUUCAUGAUUUGCAUGAUCAGCCUCUGGUAAUCCAGAACAGUUGUUGGGCUAGCCUCCCACAGGAGCUACUUUCUGAUGUAAUCAAAAGGUUGGAGGAGAGCGAGAGUACAUGGCCUGCUCGAAAGCAUGUUGUUGCAUGUGCCGCAGUAUGCAGGUCAUGGAGGAUUAUGUGCAAAGAAAUUGUUAAAAGUCCAGAAUUCUGUGGAAAGCUUACUUUUCCUUUGUCUCUCAAGCAGCCUGGACCACGUGAAGGAACCAUUCAAUGCUUCAUUAAGAGGGAUAAAUCCAAUUUAACGUACCACCUUUUUCUGUGCCUAAGCCCUGCUUUACUAGUUGAAAAUGGCAAGUUUCUUCUUUCUGCGAAGAGGACUAGGCGAACUACUUGCACAGAGUAUGUCAUCUCUAUGGAUGCUGAUAAUAUUUCAAGAUCAAGCAGCACUUAUAUUGGAAAGCUGAGAUCAAAUUUCCUCGGCACCAAAUUUAUAAUAUACGACACACAGCCUCCAUACACCUGUGCCCAUAUUUCCCCUCCUGGUCGCUCUAGUCGCAGGUUUUAUUCCAAAAAAGUCUCGCCAAAGGUACCAACUGGAAGCUACAACAUAGCUCAGAUUGCAUAUGAACUAAAUGUGUUGGGGACGAGGGGUCCAAGAAGGAUGCACUGCACUAUGCACUCAAUCCCUGCUUCAGCGCUUGAUGCAGGUGGCACCAUCCCUGGCCAACCGGAGCUCCUAUCCCGCUCUCUUGAGGACUCUUUCCGGAGCAUUUCUUUCUCGAAGUCUCUGGACCACUCUGUUGAGUUCAGCAGCUCGCGAUUUUCUGAACCCACCGGCCCUUGUGACGAGGACGAGGAUGGCAAGUUGAGACCAUUGAUUCUCAAAAACAAAGCUCCCAGAUGGCAUGAGCAAUUACAAUGUUGGUGCCUAAAUUUCAGAGGGCGUGUAACUGUUGCGUCUGUAAAGAACUUUCAAUUGAUUGCUGCCAUACAGCCCUCAACCGGUGCACCAACUGCCACACGGCCCUCCACUGCACCAGCACUUUCUCAGCCGCCACCUCCAGAGCAUGACAAGAUUAUAUUGCAGUUUGGAAAGGUUGGCAAAGACAUGUUCACCAUGGAUUAUCGAUAUCCCCUCUCCGCAUUUCAAGCUUUUGCAAUCUGCUUGAGCAGCUUUGACACUAAAUUGGCUUGUGAAUAGAACCAAAAAUAGAGUAAAAGAUGGUAGGGAAAGGAAAUACCCAUAAAGAGUUGUGAUAAUGUUUGGAAUUUUAGUUUCUUUUUUUUUUCUUUUGCUGUUCCCCCCUCAAUGUCAUUGGGGGAGUUGGUUGCUCUGAUUGUUAAGUUGUAAGAGUCGAUUAAAACAUGUGGUGCAGCCCAGAUAGCUGGGCGGUGUCAUUAUAUUACUAGCCUUUCUUUCA
Messenger RNA from Malania oleifera, 2377 nucleotides. RefSeq names its product tubby-like F-box protein 8. Lineage: Eukaryota; Viridiplantae; Streptophyta; Magnoliopsida; Santalales; Ximeniaceae. Gene Ontology annotation, molecular function: protein binding. The transcript has 7 exons. The coding region runs from base 853 to 2157 and encodes 434 amino acids. The record is from RefSeq and is a predicted model, not a curated record.